AAAGAUAAAAAUAUAACAUUAAAAACUAUUGGAAAAGGAUCAGUAACUGUAAAUGAUAUUGAUCUUUUACAUGUAGCAAUUUCGGCAAAAAGUGCAGCAGUAGUUGUGCAACGAUGGAGAGAUGGAUAUAUGCAAGAAUUACAUAGUCAAGUUAUACGAUUAGUCGAUGAAGUUGAAGGUCCAAAUGGCUUAAUGAAGAGAAUUAAUUCAGCAAGUUGGAUCAGUGAUGGAACGACAAAUUCUUCAAAUUCUCCAAGACCACCAAUUGAUGAUACAACUGGUGCUGUAAAUAGACUAUCAAUUUCUGGUCUUACUAGUCGAGUAAGAAGAAUUGAAACUCGUUUACGUAAUGUUAUUACAAAGCUAACAACAAAUCAAUGUACAAGUAAUCCUUGUUCAAAUGGUGGUACAUGUAUACGUAUUUAUGAUGGUUAUCAAUGUAUUUGUCCAUCAACUUGGGAAGGUUUAAAUUGUGCAACAGAUGUAAAUGAAUGUGCAAGAUUUUUUGGUACUGAUUUGGGUUGUCAAAAUGGUGCAACAUGUACUAAUUUACCAGGUUCAUAUCGUUGUGGUUGUACAACAAAUUGGAGUGGUAUUCAUUGUACUCAAAAAUCAAGUGGUUGUAAUGCUGAAAAUUCAGCUGAAUUAUGUGGUAAAGGUGUUUGUGUAUCAAAACCUGGUACACCACUUGGUUAUUCAUGUAUUUGUGAUCAAGGCUGGAAAUCUGAAGGUUCAAAUCCAGCAUGUAGUAUUGAUGUUGAUGAAUGUAAUGGUAAUCAUCCUGCAUGUUCACAUGAUCCACCAGUACCAUGUAUUAAUGUACCAGGAAGUUAUUAUUGUGGUGGUUGUCCAUCUGGUUAUACUGGAAAUGGUUAUUAUUGUACUGAUAUUGAUGAAUGUUCUAUUGACAAUGGUGGUUGUAGUACAUUACCAAAAGUAUCAUGUAUUAAUACAAGAGGUUCAUAUACAUGUGGUUCAUGUCCACCUGGUUAUCAAGGAAAUGGAAUAACUUGUGUUUUAGUUGGUGCAUGUAGAAUAAAUAAUGGUGGUUGUCAUUCACUUGCAACAUGCAUUGAAAAUCCAAAUUUAUCAAAUGUUAUUGUUGAGUGUAGAUGUCCAAAUGGUUAUCAAGGUAGUGGAAUGGGACCUCAAGGUUGUCAAGCUGUAAUAAAUAGUUGUUCUAGUAAUCCUUGUAUUCAUGGUACUUGUAUAUCAUAUGACAAUACAUUUAUGUGUCGUUGUGAUGCUGGUUAUACUGGUGAAACAUGUUCAACAGCAAUUAAUUUAUGCAUACCAAAUCCUUGUAAAAAUGAUGGUAAAUGUUCAAUUAAAUUUAAUACAAUAACAUGUGAAUGUACAGCUUCAUAUCAAGGUCCUCGUUGUGAUACACCAAAAGAAACUUGUGGUGGUAUUAUUAGAGAUCAAUCAGGAAUAUUAACAUAUCCAUCAAAAAGUAUUGUAUAUUCACAUGAUUUAAGUUGUGCAUUUGUUAUUGUUACAAAUUCAUCACUUGUAUUAAAUGUAACAUUUAGUAAAUUUGAUAUUGAAUUAACAGCUGGUUGUCGUCAUGAUUUUUUACAAAUUCAUGAUGGUGGUAAUGCUGCUAGUCAUCAAUUAGGACGUUUUUGUGGUACACAAUUACCACUUGGUGGUAAUAUUAUAACAACACAUAAUAUGAUUUAUUUAUGGUUAAAUACAGAUAGUAGUGAUGCUAAAACUGGUUUUACAAUUAAUUGGAAUAGUAUUGAGCCAAUUUGUGGUGGUUUAUUAACUGCUGAACAUGGUACAAUAAGUUCACCUGGUUCACCAGGUAAAUAUUCACCAAAUCGUGAUUGUAUAUGGGAAAUAUCUGUACGUCCUGGUAAACGUAUACAAUUUCAUUUUUUUACUGUAUUAUUUGAAAUACAUCCAAAAUGUGAUAAAGAUUAUCUUGAAAUAAAUGAAACAUUAUUAGAUAGAAAUGUACAAUUAGGUUUAUAUUGUAAUCAUACACAUCCAGUACCACUUGUAACAUCAGGAUCAUUUGCAUCAGUACAUUUUCAUUCAGAUAAUAAAGGACAAGAUCUUGGUUUUCAAUUAACAUAUUCAAGUAUUGAAGGUAUACCUGGUUGUGGUGGUAUAUAUACUAAAGAAUCUGGUUCAAUAUCAACACCAAUGGAUGGUAAUACAUAUGAACAUAAUUUAGUAUGUGAAUGGAAAAUACAAUUACCAAUUGGUGAAAAAAUAUUUAUUGAUUGGCAAGAAUUUGAUAUUGAAGGCUCAAAACCAUGUAGAUUUGAUUAUGUUGAAAUAUUUGAAGGACCAAAUACUGAUUCACCAUUAAUAGGUAAAUAUUGUGGUGAUAGUAAACCACCAUCACAAAUACUUGAUUCAAAUGAAGCCUUAAUAAUAUUUAAUUCAGAUUUUACAAUGUCUGGUAAAGGUUUUAAAUUAAAUUAUAAUACACAUUGUGGUGGUGAAUUUUAUGAAACAAGUGGUAUUUUAAAAUCACCAUAUUAUCCACAUAAUUAUCCAGCAGCAAAAACAUGUACAUAUCGUAUUAUUCAACCACCAGGUAAAGCAAUUAUAUUAAAAUUUAUUGAUCUUGAAAUUGAGGGUGGUUCAUUUGAAAGUUGUUAUUUUGAUCAUGUACAAGUACGUGAUGGUGAUAAUGAAAAUUCAACAUUACUUGGUGAAAUAUGUGGUGAAAUUGAUAAUAUGCCAUCACAACCAUUUUAUUCAACACAUAAUUAUAUGUUUUUACAAUUUAAAGCUGAUUCAAGUAUUCAUGGUAGAGGUUUUCUUGCAAAUUAUACAACAAUUGAUCGUAGAUGUGGUGGUAUAUUAAAUCAAUCACCUGGUACAAUUCAAAGUCCAGGUGGUGAUAAUGGUUAUAAUAAUGUUGAAGAUUGUACUUGGUUUAUACGUGCACCACCUGGUUAUAUUGUACAAUUAACAUGGACAAAUUUUAAUUUAGAAUAUCAUGAUAAUUGUGCAUCUGAUUAUGUUACUGUUGAAGAAUUAUUUAGAGGUGAAGCAUUAAAAAUUGGUACAUAUUGUGGUAAUAAAAAACCACCAAUAAUUAAAACACAAAGUGAUAUUGCAAAAAUAAGAUUUGUAUCUGAUAAUACAAUAACAUCUGAUGGUUUUACAAUUGAUUAUAUAUUUAUUGAUGUUAAAGAAUUUUGUGGUGGUAAUUAUUAUACAUCAAAUGGUGUUUUAUAUAGUCCAGGUUAUCCAGAUAGAUAUCCACCAGAUCGUGAAUGUUCAUGGGUCAUUGAAGCACCAAAUAAAAAACGUAUAAUACUUAAUAUAACAAAAUUUGAUUUAGAAAGUCAUAGUGAAUGUAAAUUUGAUCAUUUAGAAAUUCGUAAUGGUGGUUAUUCAACAUCACCAUUAAUUGGUAAAUUUUGUGGUGAUAAAAUACCAUCAUUAAUAUACAGUUUAACAAAUCAAUUGUAUAUUAAAUUUGUAUCUGAUUCAUCACAAGGUGAACAAGGUUUUCAUUUAACAUGGGACAGUACAACAUAUGGUUGUGGUGGUACAUUAUCAGGUUCAAGUGGUGAUAUUAUGUCACCAUAUUAUCCACAAAUGUAUGCACAAUCAUCAGAAUGUAUAUGGAAAAUUGCUGUUGCAUCUGGUAGUCGUAUACAAAUUAUAUUUGUUGAUCUUGAUUUAGAGCAUCAUGUUUAUUGUAAAUUUGAUUAUCUUGAAAUAUCAGAGGGUGUUGAUGGUAAAAAAAAAAAUACUAAUACAUAUUGUGGUUCAACACCACCAACACCAUCAACCAUUGAAUUAAAUUCAAAUUUAGCAACAAUACGUUUUCGUAGUGAUUAUACAAAUUCAGCACGUGGAUUUUUCAUUAAAUAUACUGCAUUAUGUAAUAAUAAAGUACAUGGUCAUUAUGGUGUUAUUGAAUCACCAAAUUUUCCUAAUAAAUAUCCAACAAGUAUAAAUUGUAGCUGGAUUAUUGAUGUAACAGAGGGUAAUAAAAUUAAUUUAACAUUUUCACAUUUUGAUCUUGAAAAUAUUGGAAGUUCAAUAAGUGCUGAUUGUAUUGAUGAUUAUUUAUUAAUAGAAGAAGGUACAAAUGAAAAACCAAAUACAAAAAUUGGUAAAUAUUGUGGAACAUUAAAUUUACCAAUGAAAAUUGCAUCAAAACAAAAUCAAGUGUUUAUUAAUUUUAUAUCAGAUUCAUAUGUUGAACACAGUGGUUUUCGUCUUGAAUGGAUACUUAAUGGUUGUGGUGGUCAUUUAACUAGAUCUGAAGGUAUUAUAACAUCACCAAAUUAUCCAUUAGAAUAUCCAGCUGAUACUAUUUGUGAAUGGUUAAUUGAAGUUGAUUAUGGUCAUAGUAUUGAAAUAUAUUUUGAUAAAAUAAUACUAGAAAAAGUUAAUACAUGUUCAAAUGAUAAAGUUAUACUUUACAGUGGUGAAGAUGAAAACUCACCAAAAAUAGCUGAAUAUUGUUAUUCAAAUGAAGCAAUUAAAUUAACAAGUUCAAAAAAUAAAUUAUUUAUUAAAUUUAUAUCAGAUUCAACAAUAUUUGGUAGUGGUUUUUCUGCAAAUUAUAAAACAGUACCAUUAUUAUGUGGUGGUGUAUUUUUAUCUGAUCAAGGAUUAAUAUAUUCACAAAAUUAUCCAAAAAAUUAUCCACAUAAUGAAAAUUGUGAAUGGUUAAUUGAAGUUGAUAAAAAUCAUAUUGUUAAUUUAACAUUUAUUGAUUUUGAUAUUGAAGAUACAACAAAUUGUACUGAUGAUUAUGUUAGAAUAUUUGAUGGUGAAACACGUGAUAAUAAUAUAUUAGGAUCAUUUUGUAAAUCACAGUUACCACCAUCAAUAUUUUCAACUGGUAAUAAAAUGCUUGUUGUUAUGAGAAGUGAUAGUUUUUUAUCAGCAAAAGGUUUUAAAGCUGAAUUUAAUCGUGCAUGUGGUGCAAGAAUAAUAGCAGAUGAUAUUGGUGAAUUAAAUGUUGCAUCAAAUUUACAUUUACGUCAUUCUGAUGAACGAGCAAAUUGUACAUGGAUUAUAAGUGCAUAUGAUCCAAGUGAUCAUAUUACAUUGAGAUUUUAUCAUAUGGAUAUUGGUGAUGAUAAUCAAGAUGAUUUUGAAACUGGUGUAUCAGAAGUAAUUAAUGUUUAUGAGGGUGAUGGUACUGAUGGACCACUUAUUGGUACUUGGCAAGGUACUAAAACUCCACCACCAAUUAUCAGCAAAGGAAGAUCACUUACUGUACAUUUAUUUUCAAAUUAUUCAAAUGAAUUAACAUUUGAUGCAAUAUAUACAGUACUUAAUACAGCUUGUGGUGGUGAUUAUUAUUCUGAAAAAGGUAAUAUUGCAUCACCAAAUUAUCCUGAUAGUUAUCCAACAAAUGCUGAAUGUACUUGGUUACUUCAUGUUGCUCCUGGUAAUAAAUUAAGUUUAUUAUUUAGUAAAUUUGAUAUUGAAUCAAGUGAAAAUUGUGAUCGUGAUUAUCUUGAAAUAAGAGAAAUAUCAGCAACUGGUAAACUUAUUGGUAGUUAUUGUGGUAUUAAUCAAAUAAAUGAAAUUAAAUCAAGUUAUCCAUUGUGGAUUAAAUUUAGUAGUGAUGCUACUGGUACGGGUAAUGGAUUUUUAGCUGAUUAUACAUUUGAACAUGGUAAUGAUUUAAGUGGUUCUUCUGGUGAAAUUGCAUCACCACUUUAUCCAUAUCCAUUUAAAAAAUCCGAUGAAAUAACAUGGAGAAUUACUGUUGAUUUUGGUUUUUCAAUUAAAAUUGAAUUUUAUGAUUUUCAUAUGGAAACAUAUUUUUCAAGUUCACGAUGUUCAUAUGGAGCAUCGUUAAGGGUUUACGAUGGUUAUGAUGAUGAAGCACCAACUUUAAAAAGUAUUUGUGGAAUUGUAACACCUGAUCCAAUACAAUCAACAAGUAAUAUUAUUUAUUUAGUAUUUGGCAGUAGUAAUGUUAAUGAAGGAAAUUGGUUUCAUUUACAUUGGUAUCAAGUACCUAGACAAUCAACUGACGGAGAAAAUACUGAUACAGUAUUGUCUAAAUGUCACGAAGAAAUAUCACUUGUUGAUUCUUUAAAUACAACUUAUUAUUUCAAUUCACCUGGUUGGCCAGAUGGCUAUGAUAUUAAUCUCAAUUGCAAUUGGAUAUUUACAUCACCACCAGGAACACAUCUUGUUUUUCGUUUUAUAUCACUUGAUCUUUAUGAAUCAAAUGAAUGUUUAGAUGAUGCAGUUUCAAUAUAUUCUGGUUUUUCAUCCGAGGAUAUAUCAUCACCAGAAGAAAAAUUACUUGGUAGAUAUUGUUUAACAAAUCAAACAAAUUCAUAUGUCGAAGCAAGUAAUACAAUGACUGUUAAAUUUACAACAAAUUCAUAUAUGAAUAAAACUGGUUUUCGUGCAUUAGUUUAUAGUAAAUGUGGUGGUGAAUUAAAAUCAGCAAAUGGUGAAAUUGAUUUUCAUAAUGAUAUAACAAUUCGUUCAUUGAGUUCAAUGAAUUAUAAUUGUGAAUGGAAUAUAACAGUUAGAACUGGUAGAAAAAUUGAAGUUAAAAUUGAAAGAUUAUCAAUUCAAACAAAUGGCAAUAUAUGUGGUGAUUAUUAUUUAAUGUUAAAAAAUGGUGAAGGUCCAAAUUCACCAUUACUUGGUAAUGGUAAAUAUUGUGGAAAUACAACAUAUAGUAAUAAUGUAUUAACAACAACUGGAAAUAAAUUAUAUGUUAAAUCAGUUGGUGGUGGUUCACAUGUAUCAUUUUAUUUAACAUAUCGUGAAAUUGGUAUGGAAUGUGGUGGUAGAUAUGAAUUAACAAAAAUAAAUAAUAAAAUUGAAUUUUCAUCACCAAAUUAUCCAAAUAUACCAUCACCAUAUUCUGAAUGUUUUUGGACAUUUAUGGCACCACCUGGUGAAAGAUUAACAAUACAUUUUAUUGAUAGAUUUGAUUUAACAACAAGUGAUGGUUGUACUAAAGAAUAUAUUGAAUUACGUGAUGGUGGUACUGAUUCAUCAAAAUUACUUGGACAAUUUUGUAAUGAUAUUGCACCAAGUAGUAUGUCAACAACUGGUAAUAUGCUUUAUGCACAUUUUUUUACUGAUAUUCCUGAUCCUAAAAAUGGUUUUAAAGCAUCAAUAACAACUGGUGAAAUUUGUGGUGGUAUAUUACGUGGUAAAAAUGGUGUUAUAACAUCACCAAAUUAUCCUGGACCAUAUAAACAAAAUCAAAAUUGUACAUGGAUUAUUAUUGCACCACCAGAUCAUACACUUAAAAUACAAUUUCGUGAUAUUCAUUUACCUGGUUUUCGUCUUUGUGAAUUUUCAGAUAAUAUUGAAAUUAGUGAAAAAUUACCAAAUAAUGAUACAAAAAUAAUUAUUGGUAAUUAUUGUGGUUAUAAUAAACCAUCAAUUAUUAAAACAUCAUUUAAUGAAGCUAUUGUUUCAUUUCAUACUGAUAUUAAAAGUCAUAUUAAUUAUCGUGGUUUUAGUUUAAAUUUUACAGCAACUAAAGAUGCAUGUAGUAGUCAUUUAAAUGGUAUUACUGGACAAUUUAAAUCACGUGGUUAUCCAAAUCCAAAUAUACGUCCAAUUUAUUGUGAAUGGGAAAUUGAAGGACCACUUGGUACACAAAUACGUGUUGAUAUUGAAGAUUUAGAAAUAAGUAAUGAUGAUAGUUAUGGUUUUAAUUUAGCAUUUUAUAAUGAUUUGAAAACAAGAUCACUUAUUAUUUCAAUUAGAAAAACUGAUUAUCCAACUGUUAUUAAAAGUUCAUCAAAUAUAAUGUUAGUAGUUUAUUGGUCAACAAGUGGACGUCGUGGAUUAAAAGCAAAUUAUCAAGCAAUUGUACCAGCUCCUUGUGGUGGUAUUAUUACAAAUGAAGAAGGUGAAUUAUUAGCACCAAGAGUAUCACCAUUUAAUUCAACAUCAUAUUAUUGUCAGUGGUUAUUAAAACCACCAUCUAGAAUAUUAUUUAGUGAUGAAAUUGAAACGUCAAUUGAACCAAAAACAUUGACAAUUACUGUAACAGGUGAUAUUGGAAAAUCACGUGAUUUUAGACCAUGUAAUGCUAUGGCAAAAAAUAUAGUUGUAUCUGAUAAGCAUGGAUCAAUUAGUGAAGUUUGUGGUAAUGCAACACAACAACCAUUUAUAAUACGUAGUCCAUCAUUAGAAAAUACAGUUAAAAUAUUAAAUGGUACAUAUGGUGGAUUAAUGAAAUAUGAUAUUAAAUAUAAAUGGCAAAAUUGUGGAGGAAUAUUAACUGGUCCAUCAAAUAUAUUAAAAGCACCAAUAAAUAUAACAUAUCCAAUAAGUUGUGCAUGGAAAGUUGAAUUUUCUGAUGAUGGUGAAGUUAUUAUGAUGAAAUUUAAUCGUCUUAAUCUUGAUAGUUGUGAUAAAGGAUAUAUUAUUGUUAAAAAUGGUGGUCCAAUGUCACCACAAAUUGGUAAAUAUUGUGGUAAUAUAUUGCCUGAUAAUUUUACAAGUUCAUCAAAUAAAUUAUGGAUUGAAUAUUGGGCAUCAAUUGGACCUGCUGAUUUUGAAUUAACAUUAAAUACAGUAACAGAUGGUUGUGGUGGUUUAAUGCAUGGUUCAAGUCGUGAAAUAACAUCACCAAAUUUUCCAAAUCGUUAUUCAAAUAAUGCUGAAUGUACAUGGGAAAUAAAAGCUGAUAAUGGUUAUCAUAUUGGUUUAUCAUUUGUUGAUCGUUUUAAUAUUGAAACAAGUAAUUUAUGUAAUAAUGAUUUUGUUGAAAUUUAUGAUUGGAAUAAUAGUAAUAAUUUAUGGAAUUCAAUUGGUAAAGUAUGUGGACGUAAUGUACCAUCAUCAUUUAAUUCAACAACAAAUCGUAUGAAAGUUAUAUUUCGUUCAAAUAAUGAAAUUGAAGGUGAUGGUUUUCGUGCAAUUUGGGAUGAAAAUUGUGGUGGUACAUUUGAAGCAACAAAAUAUCGUCAAAUUAUUGAAUCACCACAUUAUCCAGAUUCUUAUGAUAAAAAUUUAUAUUGUAAUUAUACAAUAAUAACACCAGAAAAUAAAUCUGUAUUUAUUGAAUUUAAUGAAUUUUCACUUGAAAAAAGUAGCGAUUGUAAAUAUGAUAAUUUAACAAUUUAUAAAAAUGAAUUUGGAUGGAAUCAUCUACCAAUAACUUAUUGUGGUGAUGAUAAACCACCAAUACAAUUAUCAAGUAAUAAAAUUAGUAUUAUAUUUCGUACUGAUUCAUUAUUACAAAAACGUGGUUUUCAAUUGACAUAUUUUAUCAAUGAAUGUGGUGGUAAAAUAACAAAUCAAGAAAUUUUAAAACCACCAACAAAUUCAUUAAAUCAAUAUCUUAUGCAACAAAAUUGUACAUGGAUUAUUGAAGCACCAAAAGAUAAAAAUGUAUUAUUAAGAUUUAAUAUGUUUCAUCUUGAAUAUCAUAGUAGAUGUUUUUUUGAUCAUUUUAAUGUUUAUGAAGGUUCAUUUAUUGAUUCAAAUAAAAUGAUUGCAAAACUUUGUGGUAAUUUAAAUGAAUCAUUGCCUGUUAUUAAAUCAAAAAGUAAUAUAAUGACAAUAAAUUUUCAUUCAGAUAUAAAUAAUAAUUUUGAUGGUUUUAAUGCACAAAUAUUAUUUACAAAAAGUAUUGAAUCAGGUUGUGGUGGUAAUAUAAAUUUAACAAAAUCAAUAAUAUGGAAAACACAAAGUGAAACAAAUUAUGAAUCAUUUGAAGAUUGUUUUUGGAUAAUUCAAACAUUACCAGGUAAAAAUAUUAAAUUUACAAUAACAAAUAUGGAUCUUAAAAAUUCAACAAAUUCAACAAAUACAACAUCAAUAUCAUCAACAACAUUAUCAUCUUCUUGCAAUGGAGAUUUUAUAGAAAUACGUGAUGGAAGAGAUUUAUUUUCUGAUUUAAUUAAUCGUUAUUGUGGUACAAAUAUACCAGUACCAAUAACAUCAAGUUUAAAUGUAUUAUGGAUAAGAUUUGCAAGUGAUGGUGAAAAUAAUGGAUCUGGUGCUAUUGCAACAAUUGAACCAAUUGAUUCACCAUGUGGUACACCAUUUAUAAGAAUUAGUAAUAAUACUGAGACAAUAACAUCACCAGGUUAUCCAAAUAAUUAUCCAUUAGGAAUACAAUGUAAAUGGAUUAUAUCAUCAACACGUGCUCAUGAUAUACAUGUACAUUUGACAAAUAUUGAUAUGGAAGAUACAGAUAAAUGUGAAGGUGAUAAACUUCAAAUAACUGAUAAAAAAUAUAAUAAAUUUACUGUUCGUGAAUUUGGUGAAAAAUUUAUUUAUAGUGGUAAAUAUCAUUCACUUCCAUUUUCAUCAUAUCAACGUUCACCAUUAUCAUCAUUUUCAUUUUGUUCAAAAAUUGAAAAUUAUGAUUAUUAUAGUAAUGGUAAUGAAAUUGAAAUAUUAUUAAAAACAAAUAAUAAUAAUUCAAAUAAACCAAGAAAAUUUAAAUUUGAUGUAUCAAUUGCUGAUUGUAAUAGAAAUUAUACAAGUGAAAAUGGAAGAAUAGUACAUCAAGGUUUUAUAAAUUGUUGGAUAACAAUAACAGUACCAAUUAAUUAUACAAUAUCAUUAUAUUUUAAAUCAAUUAAUAUAUAUGGACGUGAUACAUGUGAAAAUAGUUAUAUUAAAAUAUAUGAUGGUAGUUUUAAUGAUGAAAAUAUUGCAACAGUAUGUGGUGUUGGAUUACCAUCACCAAUAUUUAGUAAAACAAAUAAAUUAAGUUUACAUUCAAAUUCAAAUCGUGGUGCUGUUUAUGAAAAUUAUGAUAUACUUUAUACAUCAACUGAUAAAGGACGUGGUUGUGGUGGUAAAAUUCAUAAUUAUGCUGGUAGAUUUACAUCACCAAUGUAUCCAAUGAAUUAUCGUAAUAGAAGUCAUUGUGUAUGGGAAUUAAGUGUACCAAGAGGUUUUAAAAUACAAUUGGAUUUUAUUGUUUUUGAUCUUGGAUCAAAUGUUGAUGCUUGUACAAGUGAUUUUGUUGAAAUUAUACAACCUAAAAAUGAACGUACUCUGUCAUAUUGUGGUAAUGAUAAACCAGCUAGAUAUCGCAGUGAAACAAAUGAAGUUUCUGUGUCGUAUUAUACGAGCAAAAAUAAUGGUGGAACUGGUUGGGUUAUUAGUUUUACAGCUGUUGAAGAAUUUAAUGAUAGUGGAACUCUUGAAUCAAUGGAUGUAACAUAAGGUGUACAAACUUGUGUGAAUCAAGUCCCCGACUGAUUCGUCCAGGCCAAGAAGGUAUACUCUCUUGCCGAUCUCAUGCUGUUGAGCGUUAUUGAGUAUACCCCAUGAGCUCCGACGAAUUCAACAACCAUGGUGGCUAAACCAACGAAUAUUAUUAUUAACAAUAAAUUUAAAAUUAAAUAAUCAUCUACAAAAUAUUAGAGAUACAAAAUAUUAUAUCACAAAUUAACUGAAAGAAUUCGAUAUGUUUAGUGGUUUACAUUGACAUUGAUUAUCAAAAAAUUAUCUAUUAUAAAU
Molecule: messenger RNA, 11421 nt
Organism: Aphidius gifuensis
Lineage: Eukaryota; Metazoa; Arthropoda; Insecta; Hymenoptera; Braconidae
Gene: Cubn
Product: cubilin
Exons: 7
Coding region: 130-11124 (3664 amino acids)
Molecular function (GO): calcium ion binding
Source: RefSeq, a predicted model, not a curated record